GUGUACUUUAACAUUUAAAAUAAGUUGAAAAUUUGCACCAACUUUUAAGGCAGGCAUGAAACUCUAAAUUCAAUUAAUUAAUUAAACUCUAAAAUCACACUAAUCAAUUUUUUUUUUUUUUUAAAAAAAGUUCCUAAAACCAUGCUAUAAAAUGAUUCACCACAUAUAGUAUACUAUACAACUAUAUAUACAUACCCUUGACAUAGCAUACAUCAUCGAUCUCAUUUAUUCACAAUCCCAAAUAAAAAAACACACCCAAAAACAACACCAACAAAUAAACACAUAAUGUAUUUCUCCCAAGCCCAAAUGCCAACAGCAACCUCCUUAUUCUCAGCCUACGCCUCACUCUCUGCCUUAGCAAUGCUCUUACGCUCCAUCCUCCAUGACUUCAUUCCGAACCCGAUCCGAAACUACAUUUUCUCCCUUCUCCAACGCCUCUUCAACCACCGCUCCAACACCCUCACCCUUGUCAUCGAAGAGGUUAACUCCACGGGCAUUGGCCGCAACCAAGUCUACGACUCCGCCGAGGUCUACCUCUCCACUAAAGUCAUCACUCCCUCGACGGAACGCCUCAAGAUAAGCAAGUCUCCCAAGGACAAGUCCCUCACCAUCCGCUUAGAAAAAGGCGAAGAAAUCGACGACUUAUUCGACAACAUCCCCCUUCGAUGGCGAUUCCUUUGUAUGGAACCCGAAAAGCAACGUAGCUCUUCAAGCGGAAACGACGAUGAUCUACUCUCAUCACCCGCCCCCGUCACCCGGUACUUUGAGCUCACCUUCGACAAGAAGUUCAAAGACAAAGUUAUAAACUCGUACAUGCCUUACAUGUUGGCAAAGUCGAAAUCCGUUAUCGAUAAAGAAAGGACCUUAAAGUUGUGUACCCUAGGGAGUAGGUUCAGUUGUGGUAACGUCUAUUGGGAUACUAUAAACCUAGAGCAUCCCUCAACAUUCGAGACGUUGGCCAUGGAUACGGAGGCGAAAACCGCGAUAAUGGAGGACUUAGAUCGAUUUGUGAAGCGAAGGGAGUUUUAUAGGAGAGUUGGAAGGGCUUGGAAAAGAGGGUACUUACUUCAUGGACCUCCCGGAACAGGGAAGUCUAGUUUAAUUGCUGCGAUGGCUAAUUACUUAAGGUUCGAUAUUUAUGAUUUGCAACUUGGAAAUUUAAUUAAGGACUCUGAUUUAAGGAGAUUGUUACUUGCUACGGCUAAUCGUUCUGUAUUGGUAAUUGAAGAUAUCGACUGUACUAUCGAUAUUCAAAAUCGACGUAAGAAUUUGAAUGAGAAUGGACAAUUCCCUAAUAAGCCUCCAGAAGUUCAGUUGACACUAUCGGGGUUACUAAAUUUCAUAGAUGGCUUAUGGUCAAGUUGCGGGGAUGAAAGAAUCAUAGUCUUUACAACAAACCACAUGGAAAAGCUUGAUCCUGCCUUACUAAGACCAGGGCGAAUGGACAUGCACAUUCACAUGUCUUAUUUAACGUUUCAAAGUUUUAAGAUACUAGUCUCCAACUACCUUGAAUUCGAAGGGCAACACCCGCUCUUUGAUGAGAUAAAAGGGUUGUUUGAGAUCGUCGAAGUGACUCCUGCUCAAGUGGCGGAAGAGUUGAUGAGAUCUGAAGACGUUGAUGAGGCUCUUGAGGGAGUUCUUAAGCUCCUUAAGACGAAGAAGGAGAUGAUAGAUAACAAAGAUGAGAUAGUAGUCCUGCCUGAAGGACUAGAUGAUGGUGUUAUAGAUUAAAUUUGUCCAUUUAGAAAAUUCGAACUAAAUAUCACCUGAUAAGCAUGCUAAGCUUAGUAUUUUGGGAUUUGCUAUGCUGUUUUGAGGAACUAACAUGAUUGUUGUACUAUAGAACUCCAUUGACACUGUAUUAUUACUUAUGAUGAUAUAUAUAAUACCAAAUAAAUUGUUCAACGUUA
This is a messenger RNA of Chenopodium quinoa (quinoa), 1910 nucleotides long. RefSeq names its product AAA-ATPase At3g50940-like. The coding region runs from base 286 to 1731 and encodes 481 amino acids. The record is from RefSeq and is a predicted model, not a curated record. Lineage: Eukaryota; Viridiplantae; Streptophyta; Magnoliopsida; Caryophyllales; Amaranthaceae. Gene Ontology annotation, molecular function: ATP hydrolysis activity; ATP binding. The transcript has 2 exons.